Mauremys mutica (yellowpond turtle) is the source of this 1598-nucleotide messenger RNA. Its product is annotated as osteoclast-associated immunoglobulin-like receptor. Lineage: Eukaryota; Metazoa; Chordata; Testudines; Geoemydidae. The transcript has 12 exons. The record is from RefSeq and is a predicted model, not a curated record. The coding region runs from base 47 to 1306 and encodes 419 amino acids.
CAGGGACAUUGGUGGCGGUGCUAACGGGUCCCUCGCUGCCCCCAUCAUGUGGAGUGAUCUCACCAUCCUCUUCCUCCAGUGCUGGCUCUUCUGGCAGGACUGGGUGUCGGGCCAGCUGUAUCCCAAACCCUCCAUCUCUGUGAGCCCUGGGGUGGUGAUGGCUGUGGGGGGAGCCGUGACCAUCCAGUGCAAGUGUCGGUGCCAGGGCAUGAGGGUUGUUCUGUACAAAGGAGGAGACCCCACCUCGCUGCGAUACGUGGACAGUGCUGGGGAUGUGGCUGAGUUUCCCAUCAGCAACGUGACACAGCAGGACAGUGGGAGCUACACCUGCCGUUCUGGCAGCACAUCACAACCCUUUGUCUGGUCGGAUCCCAGCGACUCCAUAGAACUGGUGAUGAGAGGUCGAAACGACCCCACGGGGCUUGAAACAUCACCAGCUCCAUCCAGCCCAGGGACCACAUGGGCAGGUGGAAACAACUCCAGUGGGUCUGAAAUAUCGUUGACUCCAGCCAGCCCGGGGACCACACACACAGGUGGAAAUAACUCCAGUGGGUUUGAAAUAUCGUUGACUCCAGCCAGCCCGGGGACCACACACACAGGUGGAAAUAACUCCAGUGGGUUUGAAACAUCAUCGACUCCAGCCAGCCCAGGGACCACACACACAGGUGGAAAUGACCUCACUGGGCUUGAAACAUCACCAUAUCCAAUCAGCCUAGGGACCACACAGACAGUCCUAACGAGGAGCCUGGAUUUCACCUGGGGCAACAUCCUCCGUCUGGGCCUGGGCGCCUGCGUCCUGCUGGCUCUGGUGCUGAUCAUGGCUGCGGCUAGUUACUGCUGGAAGGAGACUCCAGGGGAGCCUGGAUCCAGCUACGCAGAGGCGAAGAUCUCCUCAGGGGAAGAGCCCUAUCUGCUUGGAGGGCUCCACAGGGCAGAAAACCCAUCCUCCCUUCCCCCAGGAAAUCUCUGCUUCAGGGAAUCUCACAUUUAUUCCAUGGUGCUCCCGAUUCGACGGCCGGACCCCUGGGAGAAAACCCCCGACCCCCGGCUCCGAGCACACCAGCCCCUGUGGCACCAGCUCAAGGAGCACCUGCCAGGGCCCCAGGGGGUGAAGAUCGGGGCAGACAUCAGGAGGAGCAGGACCAGGGUGGAGCGCAGGAUCCAGACCCAGAGCAGAACAGCAGGUGCUGGAACGUGGAAGAGAGCAGGGGUGAACUCUUCUUCCUUUGUCAGGGCUGCUGUCUGCAUCUUCAGCCGUUGGGGUUUGAACUUUAUUUCAUCAGGAUGGGCUGGAUCUGGAGGUUGAUUCCAUCAUCCAUCCAUACCUCAUUCACAAGUCUAAACUGAGCUAAUAAGAUUACAGCAGGGCUUUGCAGAAUGAAGGUUGCAGCAGGCUUUCACAAAAUGGAAUAAGUGUUGUAAAAUGGAGUUUGAAUUACAAUAUGGACAAGUGUAAGGAAUGACAAGCAGUGAGCAGAAAUUACAAUAUUGAAACAGUGCAAGUUUCAAUGAUUUAGGCAGCAAUUGGAUCGAAAGUGAAACUUAGAAGGGGAGCUGGCUGUGGCUCUUAACAAGCAGCUUAAUUGAGCUGAGCAGCA